GACAGGAGGUCAGGGCUGGCGCACGUCCCUCAGGCCUCCCUCUUUGCCCCAGCCUCGCGGGCCGCCUAACCGCCCCAGUCCACGGGUGCUACCGGGCCGCAGUGGAAAGGAACUUUUCCGUUGGCUGCAUUUAAUCACCACCCAUUCCCGGCUCCACGUUCCCUUUAAGCGGGGCUGCUGGUGCCGCAAGGAGGCAAAGAACCGGAUUGCGAUUGGCCAGCGCCUGCCUCGGUCGGCGGCACAAUUGGAUGAGGCUCUGCGCUUUCGGCAGCAUUCUCCGACGGGAUUGGUCGCCGCUCUCCCAGAGCCCGCCUCCCGCAGUACGGGCGGUGCCGGGUCGGGUGUGAGAAGGGGCCUCCGGGACGAAGAACAUGGCGGCGGCCGGUCUCGCUCACAUUCCUGACGUGGACAUCGACUCGGAUGGCGUUUUCAAGUACGUGCUGAUCCGAGUUCACUCCGCUCCGCGCUCCGGAGCUCCGGCUGCGGAGAGCAAGGAGAUCGUGCGCGGCUACAAGUGGGCCGAGUACCAUGCGGACAUCUACGACAAAGUGUCGGGUGACAUGCAGAAGCAGGGCUGUGACUGUGAGUGUCUGGGCGGCGGGCGCAUCUCCCACCAGAGCCAGGACAAGAAGAUUCACGUGUACGGCUACUCCAUGGCCUAUGGUCCUGCCCAGCACUCCAUUUCCACCGAGAAAAUCAAAGCCAAGUACCCCGACUACGAGGUCACCUGGGCUAACGACGGCUACUGAGCACCCCCAGCCCCUGGCCUGCCGCCUCUGGCAGCCACUCUGGAGCCCCUGCCUUUGCCUGUCCCCAUCGUGCAGGGCCGACCCUGCCCACUACUGCCACAGCCCCUGGUGAUGUGCCACCUGCCAGGCCUCAGAGACAGAAUUAAAUGUAUUGCCAACCUGCCGGUCUCUG
Molecule: messenger RNA, 921 nt
Organism: Cebus imitator (Panamanian white-faced capuchin)
Lineage: Eukaryota; Metazoa; Chordata; Mammalia; Primates; Cebidae
Gene: PHPT1
Product: phosphohistidine phosphatase 1
Exons: 3
Coding region: 372-749 (125 amino acids)
Biological process (GO): peptidyl-histidine dephosphorylation
Cellular component (GO): cytosol
Molecular function (GO): protein histidine phosphatase activity
Source: RefSeq, a predicted model, not a curated record